Molecule: messenger RNA, 465 nt
Organism: Phytophthora nicotianae INRA-310
Lineage: Eukaryota; Oomycota; Peronosporomycetes; Peronosporales; Peronosporaceae
Exons: 1
Coding region: 1-465 (154 amino acids)
Source: RefSeq, a predicted model, not a curated record
AUGCGCUCACCAACUGGGCAUAGGCUGGUGGUGUCAGAUAACUUUUACACAAGACACACAUUCGCUCAUGCUCUGCUAAAGUAUACUGACGGCGAGAUGCAUUUACUGGGAACGGUGAGACUAAAUCUGGUGAGCAAACCUGCAGUCAAAGCAUCCAUCGAGCGAGUGGAUGCUAGUGAGCGAGGCAGCUGGGAAUUGGUAGGUGAAGUGAGGCUAGAGCCUGGUUGGAUGGAGAAACAGAAGAAGCAUCAGACGAAUCAGCGUCGGUUGCCGAAGGCACAGCGAACCACUUACGAUCCGGUUAUUGUCCAGCCGAGAAGGCUGGAUACGUCAUUUACAAGGACAAAGGUUAUCUUCUAUACCAACGAACACCUUCUCAACCUACUCUCCCUUCUACGUCUCCUGAGGCUGUGUUGUGCUGCCAUGGAGCUUACCCAAUUCAACGGUGGACUGAAGACCGCAUGA